CUUAUUUAGUUGCUCAGCUUGGGUUAAAUUAUUGUCCGAAUAAAGACCUUAUCCAAUGUCCCACAAACAACGUCUGAUACGUUUUCGUCUCUCAGCGAACAUGAUUUCUCGAAAUAUCUUCUUCUAAAUCUCAUAAAAUCUCGACCAGGAUUGUUUUUAGUUACUAAUCUAUCCUAUAUACUUGUUCUUCUUCAAUCACAUGUGUUCUCUCUCUCUGUUCACAUUAUUUUUCAAGUUUAUCGUGCUUUUCAAUUUAAUAUCUUUCUUUCUUGGGCUCCUCCAAAUUUGUCGGACUUUGAUGUUUUCGAGAUUCCCCAUUUCUGGAAAUCAAGAAAUUUCUCGGCUUGCUUAUUCCGUGAUUUCUCUGCUGGAAAUUCAGAAAUUGAUUUGAUAAAAUUAGGGUUCUUGGAUUACAAAGGAUGAGUCACAGGCGUGAUUCCAGCGGAGAUGUAGUUCACGUGAUACCCACAAACAACCCUCCGCCGGAGAAUUGGUUCCCGAAUCUCGGCGAUACCUCCGUCUGGGCCACGGAAGAUGACUACAACCGCGUCUGGGCGGUGAAUCCCGACGGCGACAAUGGUCCUCCGAACAAGAAGACGCGAGGCUCUCCGUCGUCUGCCUCCGCAGCGAGCAACCGUACCAAAGCGAUCGGGAAAAUGUUCUUCAAGACCAAGCUCUGCUGCAAGUUCCGCGCAGGGACUUGUCCGUACGUCACUAACUGCAACUUCGCCCACACCGUGGAGGAGCUCCGUCGUCCACCGCCGAAUUGGCAGGAGAUAGUGGCGGCUCACGAGGAGGAGAGAUCAGGUUCUGGAACUCCUGCGACGGUUGAGCCGAGGGAGGAGUAUCAGAUCCCGUCUUUGGUGUCGUCGACGGAUGAGAGUGGGGGGAGGUCUUUUAAAGGAAGACACUGCAAGAAGUUUUACACUGAGGAAGGAUGUCCUUAUGGUGAAACCUGUACGUUUCUGCAUGAUGAGGCUUCCAGGAAUAGGGAAAGCGUUGCUAUUAGUUUAGGCCCUGGCGGUUACGGUGGCGGUGGUUCUGGUGGUGGUAAUAGCAACGUAGUAGUUCUUGGAGGUGGUGGAAGUGGAAGUGGAGUCGAUAUUUUGAAGCCUUCAAAUUGGAAGACAAGGAUUUGCAAUAAAUGGGAGAUUACUGGGUAUUGUCCCUUUGGUGCUAAGUGCCAUUUUGCUCAUGGAGCUGCAGAGUUGCAUAGAUUUGGUGGAGGGCUCGUGGAAGGAGAAGGCAAAGACGGAGGAGUAUCGUCCAAUCCAGAUAUAAAGCAAACCGGACCAAACCCGAAAGGACAUUCAGACACAACGACCCCACUUUUAUCUCCGGGAGUCGUUCCUCAUAAUGCAGACGCUGGUUAUCACAGUGGAGUGGCAUUGCAACGAGCGUCUAGUGCGGUUACGCAGAAGCCUGGGAUCAGAACUCAUCAGAAAUGGAAAGGACCAGCGAAAAUCAGUCGGAUAUAUGGCGAUUGGAUUGACGAUAUUGAAUGAAAGUUAUCUCCUUUUUUUCUCCUCCAGAUCGGCUAGAUAACUGGUACGAAUAUUACAGUCUCUUUUUUUCUUUUAAUUGAAAGUUGGGGUUUUAGCUUUCCGACUUUAAACUUUGGUGAUAAUGGUACAGUUUGUUUGUAGAGUUUGUGUAAUCUUCGUAAUGCUUGUAUCUCCCUUUGUUGUUGUUGUUGUUGUUGUUGUUGUUGUUGUAGCUUAUGACUUUUAAAAAGUUGAAAUGUCAUCCUUGUAUGUUUUGUAUCC
Messenger RNA from Brassica napus (rape), 1766 nucleotides. RefSeq names its product zinc finger CCCH domain-containing protein 12. Bases 420 to 1505 code for a protein of 361 amino acids. Gene Ontology annotation, molecular function: metal ion binding; mRNA binding. NCBI's taxonomy places the organism in Eukaryota, Viridiplantae, Streptophyta, Magnoliopsida, Brassicales, Brassicaceae. The transcript is spliced from 2 exons. The record is from RefSeq and is a predicted model, not a curated record.